AAGCGAUUGCGUUGGAGAGGAAUGGAGGGUAUAAAAGGCAGUCACACAGAAAACAAAUCACUCCUUGGAUUCACCGCUGAGAUAACCUCUUCUCCAGACCAUGAAGCUCAAGGAAAGAAGAGGGUCCCUCAAAGUGACUUCUGGGUGCAGUCUGCGGGCCACUCCACUGAGCCCAAGCGCCAGGGCGCAGCUCUUCCAGCCAUCAGUUUCCACACGGAAUCUCGGGCGCUCACGGGAGGAGCGCUCCUUCCCUGGAAAGUCUGUCACAGAAAGCUUUGCCAAAGUGAUCCACGGCUUGCACGUGGGACACUUGACAGAUCACGUCAUUCAGAGGAGCAAGAGGAUGAUUCUGGAUACGCUGGGCGUUGGGUUCCUGGGAACCAGUACGGAGGUGUUCCACAAAGCCAGCGAAUAUAGCAAAAUCUACAGCUCCAGCUCGUCCACCAGCACGGUUUGGGGCCGGCCAGCCCUCAGGCUGCCACCGACAUAUGCUGCUUUUGUUAACGGAGUGGCUAUUCACUCAAUGGAUUUCGAUGACACCUGGCACCCUGCCACCCACCCUUCUGGAGCUGUCCUUCCUGUCCUCGCCGCUUUAUCGGAAGCCCUGCCUCCAAACGCAAGGCUUUCUGGCCUUGACCUACUGCUUGCUUUCAAUGUCGGGAUUGAGGUGCAAGGCCGGUUAAUGAAUUUCUCCAAGGAAGCCAAUGACAUACCGAAAAAAUUCCAUCCCCCAUCAGUGGUAGGAACUUUGGGUAGUGCUGCUGCUGCAUCCAAGAUUCUAGGGCUCAGCAUGACGAAGUGCCAGGAGGCCUUGGCUAUUGCUGUUUCUCAUGCCGGGGCACCCAUGGCAAAUGCUGCCACUCAGACCAAGCCUCUUCACAUGGGCAAUGCUGCCAAGCAUGGGAUAGAAUCUGUUUUUCUGGCAAUGAUGGAUCUCCAAGGAAACAAGCAGGUCUUAGACAUGCAGACUGGAUUUGGGGCCUUCUAUGACAACUAUUCUCCCAAAGUCCUUCCAAACCUGGAUUCUUACAUUUGGCUCCUGGACCAGCAGGACGUGGCUUUCAAGUGUUUCCCUGCACAUUUGGCCACCCACUGGGUGGCAGACGCAGCUGCAUCUGUGAGAAAGCACCUUGUAACAGACAGAACCGUGCUUCCCAUUGACAACAUUGAGAGAAUUACACUCAGAACUCCAGACGUCCAGUAUGUGAACCGGCCUUUCCCAGACUCGGAGCAUGAAGCCCGUCACUCCUUCCAGUACGUGGCCUGCGCCAUGCUGCUUGAUGGUGACGUCACGGUUCCAUCAUUCCACAAACAGAUGAUCAACAGGCCACAGAUAAGAGAGCUGCUUUGUAAGGUAGAGCUGGAGCACCCUCGGGACAACCUGCCAAGCUUCAACACGCUGUACUGCGAGAUAAGUGUCACCCUCAAGGAUGGAGCCACCUUCGUGGAGCGCUCUGAUACCUUCUACGGUCACUGGAAGAAGCCACUGAGCCAGAAGGACCUAGAGGCAAAGUUCAGAGCCAAUGCGUCCAGGAUGCUGCCCUGUGAUAUGGUAGAAAGACUUAUAAAGAUAGUAGAUAACCUGGAAGACCUACAGGACUGUUCUGAGUUAGCCACACUUCUGAAAGGACCCGCUCCAUCAGAGAUGCUUUCACAAUCUAUCUAGUAUUUAACAAAUCCAUAAUGCAAUCUCCCCUGAGAUUUACCAAUAUCUAAAUGACUUCGUAUUUGGGGAAAUACAAUGAUUUUCUUUACAGAGCAAAGGUCUGCUCUUGGUCUGCCCAGAAACAAAUGCAGCGUGGUGGAGAGAGUCCAGACAGAACUGCAGAUGUGUGUGUUAUAAGACAAUGAAAAGCGAGAAAAAUCCCGGGACAAGGGAAACAGGGAAACUGGGGCAGGAAAAUUAAACAAAGCCAUAAAGUUUUGCAGGCCACGUGUUGCAGGACCUUAGCUGGAGAACAAAGGAUUAAGACCUCUUCUUACAAAAAGAAUGCAGGAGAAGAGGGGGAAGGAAAUGGGGAGUGGAGGAGGAGGAAUCCUACUUAGUACAAAUCCUCCUGAAGCUCUGGAAGCUAUUAACACAGCAGGGGGGAGGGCUUCAUCAUUCCACAAAUUUAAACAUCCCACAAUUUAAACAGGGAAGCCCACAGUGGGGAUUUAAUUGCCAGGUGCUUCCCAUAAAUUGUGGAAAAACCAUAACAAAGACAAGGGAAGCCCAUCAGGGUUAAUUUGUACCAGAAUAUCUAGCAGGAAAUUUUAAAAUCUAAUAAAGAAGAGAGUAUAUAAAGCAGAAACCCCCACUGCGCUCAUUCUUCAGAGGGUGUGAGAGCCUGUCUGCACUUCAUAGGUCAGAUGUGUAGAUUUGUUUGCCUCUUUAAUAAAUGUGCAUGCUUUAAUAUUUUAAUAAAUUUACUUUCAUUUUUAAAAUAAAUUCACUAAACACAAUGCAAAUAUUACCAGGAGUCUCUCUUGUAAAUUCAUUUCUAGGAGAAGAUAAGAAUGGAGGCUGGGGACAGCGCGCCCCCUCUGACUCAGGAGGCUGUGCAGUAACACCUCUCUGGUGUCUGUCACAGACGGAAGAAGUCUGGUCCUGUACAUUUGCAAG
Molossus molossus (Pallas's mastiff bat) is the source of this 2605-nucleotide messenger RNA. RefSeq names its product aconitate decarboxylase 1 (gene ACOD1). The transcript is spliced from 6 exons. The coding region runs from base 101 to 1666 and encodes 521 amino acids. NCBI's taxonomy places the organism in Eukaryota, Metazoa, Chordata, Mammalia, Chiroptera, Molossidae. The record is from RefSeq and is a predicted model, not a curated record. Gene Ontology annotation, molecular function: lyase activity.